CAUGCAGUGUCGGCGAUCUCUGUUAUGGUCCGUUGCGAGUGUAACGGAUUUGGGAAAGGUUGUGAAAUCAAUGCAGACUCCGGCCAGUAUGAGUGCAUCUGCAGUGGAAACACCCAGGGCCGAUUCUGUGAGGAAUGCAAGCCUCUGUAUAACCAGUUCCCCUACCAGCCUGGUCGGCCCUGCCAAGGUCAACGAGUUUACCUGACGACCAUCGGCAGCUGGUCCUUUUAUAAGGUUCAGGCCUCUGGACCGAUGACCAGUGCCAACGUCAAGGCCACGUGUGAAGCGGCGGGGAUGAGGUACCCCUGCUUCGCCUCAGGUCGGUGCACCGGCUACUGGACCCCCGACUGCAUCAAGUAUGACGACGCCGGUGUCAGCUGUGAAACCCACAGGGUCCUCUCUUUUCAUCUGUGUGGACAUGAUAACCCUUAUAGAUGUGAGUCCCUUGAUGACACCUUUGUGUACAUGCCUGAAUGGUGGAGCGACGACAGCGCCUGUGGAAUGAAAUACAAUACGGACAAAUGGUGGUGCGUGCGUGACUGGAGCAGACGUUACCAACCUGUACGCCCUGUGUGCAGAGUGCGAGACCUCCACAUGUGUCCAUGGAACCUGUACCGAUAAUAUCUGUACGUGUGAGAACGGCUGGGAGGGUACCAACUGUGAUCAAAAUAUCGACGAGUGCGCGAGCAACCCUUGUUGGCAGGGAGGGACCUGCCUGGAUCACGUGGACGGCUACAGCUGUGUCUGUCCUAAAGGUGCCACCGGCAAGAACUGUGAAACUGCAUUCUUUGCCGGUGAAUGCUACGAGUUCUCGUCCGAGGCCCUAACCCAU
Molecule: messenger RNA, 832 nt
Organism: Branchiostoma floridae (Florida lancelet)
Lineage: Eukaryota; Metazoa; Chordata; Leptocardii; Amphioxiformes; Branchiostomatidae
Product: laminin subunit alpha-5-like
Exons: 6
Coding region: 25-621 (198 amino acids)
Source: RefSeq, a predicted model, not a curated record